AUGUCGAUCGCCUCACAGGUUGUGGGGUCUCUACUGGUGGCUGUUCUGAGCAUCCUCUUUUGGAGGAGGUAUCUGUCUCCCCUGCGAGAUACCCCUGGUCCCUUCGCCGCAUCCCUCACCCGUCUCUGGCACAUGAAGCGGAUCCUGAAAGGCGACCAGAACCUGGAACUGAUCCGCCUCCACGAGAAACAUGGCCACUUUGUCCGCAUUGCCCCGGACGAAGUUAGUGUUAGCCACCCGGAUGCGCUCAAGAAGAUCCUCCUCGCGCCGCUGCGCAAGGGCGACUGGUACAAGAUCGUGCACUUCCCCGACAGGCGCUUCAAGAACCCAAUGGGCGAGACGGACCCGGCGACCAAGAUUGAGCUGAGCAGGCACCUCGCCGCGGGCUACACCCUCACCAACCUUCUCCAGGCAGAGCCCGCCGUCGAUGACACAGUUGAGCUGCUCCUCGGCUGGCUGGACAGGCACGCCGACGAGCACAAGCCCAUCGACCUGGAGCGCUUCUUCACCUACACCACCUUCGACGUCGUCGGCGAGGUGAUCUUCUCCAAGUCCUUCGGCUUCCUGCGUGAGGGACGGGACAUCGGCGGGGCCAUCGCCAACUCCCUGGUCCAGAACAUCUACGUCGCCGUCGGCGGGUACAUGCAGUGGUUCCACCUGCUGCUGUCGAACCCGCUGGUAACAUGGCUUGACGUCCUUCCCUUUGGCCACAUUAUCGACACGGCGGUUGGCGCCAUUAAGGAAAGGGAGAAGAAUCCAGAUGCACGCUUUGACGCUGUGGCCCACUGGUUCCGGUACCUUGCACAGAAUCCGGCACGCAUGUCCGCAAGGGAAAUACAGUCUGCGGCGAGCAACGCCGUGGCCGCCGGCGCGGACACGGUCGCGUGCGGCCUGCAGGCGUUCGUCUACCACAUGAUCCGCCGCCCGGACCUAUGGGACCGAGUGAGGAGGGAAAUCGACGACGCGGGCUUGUCGGCGCCUGGGGUGCGGAAGAAGGUGGUGCUGUAUUCUGAGGCGCAGAGGCUGCCGCUCUUGCAGGCGUGCAUCAAAGAAGCGCUCCGAGUGUUCAGCCCGGCUCCAAUGGGACUCCCGCGGGUGGCCGGUGAGGAGGGCGUCACGAUUGGUGAUCGCACAUUCCCAAAGGGAACGAUUUUGUCGGUCAACGCGUGGGUGAUACACCAUUCAAAGGAGAUCUGGGGCGCGGACGCAAGCGAGUUCCGUCCGGAAAGGUGGCUGGCUGGUGACAAGUCGGCAGCUCUCGACAAGUACUACAUGCCUUUUGGGCUCGGUUACAUGUCCUGUCCCGGUCAGAACAUCGCAAAGAUCGAGCUAUCCAAAAUUUCUGCAACCAUAGUUCGUGACUAUGAUAUUCGCCAGGUCGACCCCGGACAGGCAUGGCAAUGGAAGGCAUACUUUACUGUCGCUCCACACUCAUGGCCGUGUUAUGUCGAGAAACGGGAGUAA
Messenger RNA from Diaporthe citri, 1464 nucleotides. RefSeq lists its product as uncharacterized. The record is from RefSeq and is a predicted model, not a curated record. Lineage: Eukaryota; Fungi; Ascomycota; Sordariomycetes; Diaporthales; Diaporthaceae. The coding region runs from base 1 to 1464 and encodes 487 amino acids. The transcript has 2 exons. Gene Ontology annotation, molecular function: iron ion binding; heme binding; oxidoreductase activity, acting on paired donors, with incorporation or reduction of molecular oxygen.